AUGACUUUAGCUCAAAGAUCAACAGAGCAGUCUGCAUGCAUAUCCUGCCACAAAACAUUCAUAACACAGCCAUGACAGAAAUACAGGCCAUUUGCAGCACAGCUGUCCGAUGUUUACCUCACCAUCCUGGCCCUCUUCUGCUUCAAACUUUUCGUUAGAAUUACCAUUAAUUUACUCACACAUUUCUACAUCAUCAAGGGCAACCGAAAAGAGGCUGCCCGGAUUUCAACUGAGUUUUAUGGUAAUGGUCAAGGGUAUAGGUCUUGGGCUGAUCGCUCUUCUAUUCAUGAUGCUGCCAGCCAAGGAAGCCUGCUGGCCCUCAAGACUCUCAUUGCUCAGGGCCACAGCCUCAAUGUGCUGAAAACAGACCACAUUAGCCCUCUUCAUGAGGCGUGCAGAUGUAAGGAGUUCCUAUGUGCCCACAAGCUGCUUCAUGGAGGUGCAAAUGUGCAAAAAGGCACACAUAUGGAGAUUACUCCUCAUGCAGCAGUUCAAAAAGAUUGUGUAAGCAUAGUGAAGCUCCUGCUGGAAUUUGGGGCAGAUAUAAAUGCACACAACCUGGAGUAUAAACGGCCCGUUGAGAUUGCUCCUCCAGGGAGCCUCACAGAAGGCUUUCUGUUGAUUUAUGAAGCUACACCCCGUUCUCAGCGUCAGCUGUGCCAUCAGCAAAUCAGGGAGAGUUUGGGAUGUUCCCGACUCCAUCUGCUAAGACAUUUGCCCCUUCCUAAAGCUUUAAAGGAUUUUCUACUAUAUAGAUAAUGGAAUGACUCUCACUGGCAGGACAUUUUCAUUUUAGUGGUUUGAUUUUUUUAAAUAAUAAAAGCUGCCAUUCCUUUUGUCCUUUAAUUCUGAUUGCCUUUUCUCUGUGGCCUGAUUUCGCAUGAAUAUGCUUCUAAUGAUACCCAUGUGGGGACUGAGAUGGCAUGUUACAUUGUAUAUAAUCUGUAACUAGACCCACAUGGAAUGCCAUGCUCACAGAAUUCCACAGAAAAUUCCAAAUGUUUCUGCAGGAUUUGAAUGCCCAUCAUUCACAAAGUUCUACCCCCCCACCAGUCCUUGUGUGUUCAGUAUUAAAUAUAUAUUUAGCUAAUGUAAUUAUGCUUUUAGCAACGAAUAAGACUGUAGUACUCUCAGCUCUCAUUUUUUCACCAUGUUUAAAUCAGUUCCACAGAUUUUCCCCUAAAAUCAGUGCAGAAAAUGUGGAAAAAUGUCUGCAUAUUCCAUUUGGGCCUGUCUGUUACUAAAUGUUGAAUUAUUGAAUAAACUGGUGACUGGUACCUUUACUGGUACUGAUGACUUUAGCUUCAUCUCACAAUGGUCCCACAAUGCCAUUUAUAUUACAAAUGGCUAAUUUACAUGAACUUAAUUACAGUAAGAGGUCAUCCUGUUUGACAGAGCAUCCUUCAAUUUGUGAAAACAGAUAAUAGGUCAGAAACAAAUCUUUAUAGUGCAAUAUAGGCCUAGUUUUGCUUAUAGUUUCUUGUCUGAUACAACAGAUGUAUGGUCUUUAAAAGCAAACGAUGUCGGUUACCAGUGAUAUUGUAGUAAUAGACCUUAUUAACAGCAGCGCCAUCUUUUUGAUGGGAAUGACAACGAGUCUGUGAGGGAUAGACGGGUAGUCUCUUUAAUGGGUUGUACAGUUGUUUUAUGUUUUUUUGGAUUGUUCUACAAUGACAAACAUUGAAAAAAUAUCUUUCCAAGAAAUUUCAGUAGACAAAAACCUCCAGACAACAUGAGUUGUGAAAAAAUAGAUGUGAUCUAGGAGCUUUAUGUUAGCUUUAUACAAUGCAUAUAAUUGAAUAGAUGGUAAGUCUAUCGCACACAUGCAGCCUCAUUUUCAUUCCCAUCAUAGAUGGCGCUGCUGUGAAUAAAAUUUGGAAACGUGUUUGUCAUAGCAUUUUCUAGGCCACUUAUGUGACUGGAGACUUCGUCUCAUGUAAGUGUAUGACCUACAUUAUUUUAAACAUAAUGUUUCAUUUAUUUAGGUGUUUUAAGUGGAGAAAAAGUGUCAUUCUCAGUGCACCUUUAACCCUUAAGCCGUGCUCUCACUACAUGAUUUUUCGUCUGAUUUUGCUGCAGCAGAAAGAUUUCCAAGAUCUGCGACAAAAAACGCCAGAUCGGCGACAAAUCGCUACAGUCGAUAAUGGUCGUUAAGUAUGAGAAGUGCAGUCUUGAGCAGUCAAAGACGCUAGGAUACUUUCAUGCCAUGCUUGAUAUUAUCGCCACAUGAUCUUGGAGUGUUAGCAAUGCAACGACAUGGGUGACCUGCUCCAGCCAAUCACAUCUUAUCAUGCACCUUUAUAUACAAGAAUGGAAAGCCACAAUUUGAUCAUAAUUAUGUUUUAUUGUAAUAAACUA
Myxocyprinus asiaticus (Chinese sucker) is the source of this 2358-nucleotide messenger RNA. It is a transcript of the gene asb5a, whose product is annotated as ankyrin repeat and SOCS box containing 5a. Gene Ontology annotation, molecular function: protein binding. The transcript is spliced from 7 exons. Gene Ontology annotation, biological process: protein ubiquitination; positive regulation of protein catabolic process. The record is from RefSeq and is a predicted model, not a curated record. NCBI's taxonomy places the organism in Eukaryota, Metazoa, Chordata, Actinopteri, Cypriniformes, Catostomidae.